GAGGAGCGGGGUCGCGCCAGCGCCGACGGCUGGCCACGUCGACGCCGCGAUAGACUGGUGGGGUCGCGAGCGCUGCCACCAACGCGCAGUCCGUGCCGCCGCGCCACUCACGUGUAUGGUGGGGUCGGGAAUCAGGAGACGGGAUAUGACCUGGGAGUCACGAGUCGACGGCUUCCAGUGAUCUGCCAGAUUUGUACUAACGGACGGCUGUUCACUGUGAAGUGUUGGAGGAAGCUGUGGAGAAGAAGGCAGAUGGCGCCUCCUCUCGACGCAAACACAGCAAACGGCAGCGGCAGCAGCCGUCGGCGGCGGCGGCGGCGGCGACGGCGGCGAACACGUAGUCGCUGCCGACCAGACAUUUGCGGGCCCGAGGCGGCCUGUAUGCCCGUCGGCGACUCGUUCAAGUGCGUAUGCCCGCGCGACCUCUCCGAGGUGACGCCCGAACAGCGGUGCCACUAUGCCGACGACACGACGCCGGUCACCACCAGCAGCGACGCACUCACCAUGGCGACCGGCCGCCCCUGCCCGAACCCCAAGUCCCUCUGUGGGAUGGAGGCCGCCUGCCAGAUGGUGGAUGACUCGGACCACGUCUGCAUCUGUCCGCAUGACCUGACGGAGCCCACUGGCGACUCGCCACAAAACUUCCGGUGCAACCGCAACGUAGUGGAGGACGACUCGUCGCCGCAUCCAUAUCUUCUCAGUACAAACAACGGGGAUAGCGGUCCACAGGGUCUGGCGCCCGGCGUGCCCGGCUGGGUGCUGGUGCUGGUGCCCAGCCUGAUCGGCGCGCUGGUGCUGGUGCUGGUGCUGGUCUCCUGCUGGCGCCGGAGGCUCGCCGGCGCCGGAGGUAGUCGCGCCGCCGCGCGCAAGCUCGAGCACAGAAAGCUGAACUUGCCCGUCACUAUCACAGAGAACAUAGUGCUGGACGACAGAGUGCAUUCGAAUCCAAACUACUACCACGAGUCUCCCUGGACAUCGCCACUAAGUUCUAUGAAAGUUGUUCAUAUCCUGAAGGAGCAGGUUGUCAACAUGUCCGAAAUCGGCCAGGGAUGCUUCGGAAAAGUGUACAAAGGGGUGUACCUGCCGUGCGAGGGAGAGCCCGUGAACGUGGCGGUAAAGCUGCUGAAGGAGACGGCCAACGUCGAGCUGCAGGAGGACUUCAUCCGCGAGGUGGAGAUCAUGGCCAGCUGCCGGCACCAGAACAUCGUCAGCCUACUGGGGGUUCUCGUGCAAGACACGGCCGUCACGCCAUGGAUGGUGUUCGAGUACAUGGCGUACGGCGAUCUGGCCGAGCUGCUGCGCAAGAACGCGCCCAAGUGGGGCAGCCCGCAGAGCAGCGCUCUCGACAUGGGCACUCUGCACAGCUUCGCUGAUCAGGUGGCCUCUGGCAUGGAAUAUCUGGCGUCCCAGCACUUCGUGCAUCGCGACUUGGCGUGCCGCAAUAUUCUGGUCGGAGAGCAGAUGGUCGUCAAAAUAUCCGACUUCGGCAUGAGUCGGGACAUCUACACCUGCGACUACUACAAGGUGGCCGGAGGGUCGCGCAUGCUGCCCGUCCGCUGGAUGGCCCCCGAGAGCAUCAGCUACGGCAAGUUCACGCUCGAGUCGGACAUCUGGAGCUAUGGCGUCGUGCUCUGGGAGAUAUACGCCUACGGCAAACAGCCCUACUACGGCCACUCUAAUAAGGAGGUGGUGAACCUGAUCCUGCAGAACAUCCUGCUGGUGCCGCCCGACACCUGCCCGUCGGCCGUCUGCGACAUCAUGGACGCCUGCUGGAAGUCGGAGCCGCGCGACCGCACCAGCUUCUCGGACAUCGUGCUCAAGCUGGCGCACAUGAGCGACGCCAUGAAGGGUCACAGGUACGCCAACGUGGACGCGGUGCCGUACACAGAGCUUGAGCACAACCUCAGUCAGCUGGCGCGCAUCGAGGCAGAGGUGCGCGCACUCGGCCUGGACGAGGAGGAGACGAGCGUGCUGGACGAAGACCUGUACCUGCGGCCGAGUGGAGGCCAGGCGGAACACGACUACAUCCAGCCGAUUCCGUGAGGUUUGGUGGCGCGCUCUUCCCAGCGACGGGCGGCACGAAGUUGCUCCCAAGUCUCGGACGCCGUGCGGAACACUACCCGCCGCUGUCGCUGUCGCGGGGACGAGCGGUGACAGGGACGUGGCCUCAGUCGGCCGGCGGGGAGGAUCACCGCCGAUCCGUGGGAGGCCGCGGUGGCCUUCCCGUGCUAAGCGUAACACGGAGAGCGGUGACGAGCCGGCGCACACUCGAGCGCCGCAUGGGGCCUCGCGAAAUGACGCAAACUAUGCCCCGAGGCGUGCCGUCCUCGAAUGUCGAAUACUCUGCUAGUUGUUACGGUGCCCAUGGCGCCCGAGACGUCCGCAUGAGUGGGCCGCGUAACGGCUCGUCUGUGGCUGCGCGCGGUGUUGGGCCUGCCGCGGCCACCAGCGCCUGGUCGUGGGGCCACGCAACGGUCCACUGCGGCAGAGGCGUGACAGCUGCACAGUGCGACGCGACGACGGAUCAGUGCGACGCAACAGCUGCACAGUGCGACCCGACCACGGCGCAGUGCGACGCGACGGCGGCGCCGUGCGCUCCGACGCGGCUCUCGGACUCUGUGGAGGCGGCUGGUGUCGGUCGCCAUGUGACUGGGCUGUGGAACUGGUGUUGACAGGCACGCUGGCUGCGUGACGCAGUGGGGUGACUGAGUGCCCACCGCUGUUAAGUCGCGCGUGCUGCCAUGUGCGUGGCGUGGUGCGAUCGCUUCAUUCGUGGCGACUCCAGGAGCCCUGGGAGCUUCCCGCUGUGUGCUGGAAGGCCACCGUCUGAGUCAACUGCUGUCGAUUCCUGGGAACCGUCGUUCCAGCUUUUCCUUGCCAUUUGUAGUGGAUAUUGAUUUAAUGUCGUAGAGUUGUACCCAUGUAUGUUGCAUGUUUCGCUUCAUGAUUGUUCACGCACGGACAAUGGCAGCGUUUGAUGACAUGUGGGAGGAUAGGGGGUCCGAUGUGGCUGUCGCUGGACUGCUGGCCGCUCUCUCUCCGUGACCUCAGCAAGGAGCAAGGCUUCACAACUCACGCCCAUCCACACCGCUGCGUACUGCUAGUCUUGCUGUCUGCCCUGUGUACAGCUCUUCAGUUAUGCCGCAACUGAUUAUCUGAUGUUUGCUGAACACUCGUGAUACUCGGAGUCGGACCUCAGCCUGGAUGGAAGCUGACUACGUUUGCACCUAAAUCCUGGAGCGAAACGCAGCUCCCUUCGCUGCUUCUCUUGUCUCUGUUUAUGUACAUUGCCAAUCAUGCAACAGUUUCCAUAAUUUGGCCUCAGGCUUUAAUACCUUGUUCUGUUCAAGUUCCAUGAUGAUCCUGGAGGUUCAUAAUGUCCACAUUCCCAGAAAACACUGAUGUCGACCAUUUGAGGUGCAAUGAGAGAAGUUAUCAACCAUUUGCUACGAGAUAUUGUGUACCGUUAGGGUAUGCAAGUCACUGCGUAUCUAUUCAGACUAUUUUUAUGUCUGAUGAGGCUGGCCAAUGUCACGACAUGCAGUGUAUCGUGUGUUGGUAAGCACUUCUAGCUGGGAUGGCUUGAUUUUAGUGUUGUACUGGACGCCGUGGGGUUAAUGGUCCUGAGCUCUGUGUAGUUUGAAUGUACAGCAAAUGCGCAAUGCGCAUGCUUUUUGUGUGGACUCGUAGAGAACCUCCACCACUCACUGCGUGUUGAACGUGCCAACUGUUGCGUGAUGCCUCGCUGGGAUGACGUGUUGAAUCGAAAGAGUAAAUGGAUUGUAUAGG
Molecule: messenger RNA, 3789 nt
Organism: Pollicipes pollicipes
Lineage: Eukaryota; Metazoa; Arthropoda; Thecostraca; Pollicipedomorpha; Pollicipedidae
Product: NT-3 growth factor receptor
Exons: 13
Coding region: 253-2043 (596 amino acids)
Biological process (GO): positive regulation of kinase activity; cell surface receptor protein tyrosine kinase signaling pathway; protein phosphorylation
Cellular component (GO): axon; signaling receptor complex; plasma membrane
Molecular function (GO): transmembrane receptor protein tyrosine kinase activity; neurotrophin binding; ATP binding
Source: RefSeq, a predicted model, not a curated record